Messenger RNA from Cavia porcellus (domestic guinea pig), 3550 nucleotides. RefSeq names its product BTB domain containing 17 (gene Btbd17). Bases 1851 to 3326 code for a protein of 491 amino acids. Gene Ontology annotation, molecular function: protein binding. The record is from RefSeq and is a predicted model, not a curated record. Lineage: Eukaryota; Metazoa; Chordata; Mammalia; Rodentia; Caviidae. The transcript is spliced from 5 exons.
AGUCGCUGGCUGCGGCGCCGGCCUCUCCCGGCGCUCCGCUGCUUUCUCUCGACGAGGCCGGGCCGGCCUGCAUCACCGUGACAUCCCCGGCAUUCGGGGCGCUUCUCGGGCGCCCGCCGAGCUCCAGUGGAAGCAAUAAACGGCAUAAGGGUUGAUUUUGGAUGACAAAAGAUUAAAACUAUACUCAAGCCCUGCUUGGAAAAAACGUAAGCCCUUGCAGCCCAUGGAAGUUACAGUCCUCACGUGGAUCUGAUGUGAAUGCACAGAAAGCCCACAGAGCUGAAAGGGAUAGGAGAAGAGUCUAAAGAACACAGAACUUGCCUAUCCAUAAAAUGGGAUAAGAAUCCCUGCCUGCAAAGAUUACAUGAAGAUAGAACGAAACCAUCGAUCUAGGAGCUGCUAGUGGAGCUCAGUGAUUUGGGAGCCACUGGUCUCUGGUUCUUUCCCCUUCUGUGCAUUUCUAGAGGGAGAAAGCAGCCCUCAGAAAUGGUGAGGGACCUGGUGCUCGGGCAUCCUCAAAGCUCAGUGUGCAGCUUCAGAGUCAGUUGGGUUAUUUGCUUACGUGGCAGAUAACCCCUUUUGGACUAUUAAGUCUCAAUCCAUUGAGGUCUCUGGACUGGCUUGAUGCCUAGACCCUAACUGCUUAGGGAUGUGCACUGGCCUUGGGAACCAGUGAGGCUGAGUUGGAAAGAAUUGCAAAGGGAAAAGAAACAGGCAAAAACCCCGUGUGAUACCACUGUGACUGGCUCUGAGCAGGUGGACCAGGUUGGCCACUUUUUGGAGAACAGCAGACUUUGGAGGAUGAGCAGAAGGGGACCACGGUGGGUUCACAAGUGUAACAUUCCAGGAGGUGAGAGCCGAGCCUUUUUUCUCUGGAUUCCUCCCUAGUAGUGGAGUCUUCACAUCCCCUCUGCGGAAGAGGCGGUUACAGAACAGGAAGGAGCUGCGAGCCAGCAUCCGAUCCCUUGCACAUUUGUUCUGUUCCCCACGUGUUUUCCAGUCUUGCCUGAAACUCUCCAGUCUAGGGCCUGGUUCCUCAGAGCUCAAGGCUCGCUUUCUUCACAGUUGUCUGAAAGCAUCUUAAGACUGAAUUUCUGAACUCACCCAAACCUGUUAGUUCAAAAUCUAUAGCUCAACCAGCACGACAGGUGACUGAGGUCUUAUAAAGUCUGAGCAACUGAAUACAAAUCCAUUUCAGAUAGAUGGUUAACGGUAAGAGGAGAGCUGAGAGGCCAAUCUGCUGAAUGCAUGCACGCCUGGGCACAAAGUUUCGAUGGGGAGAGAAGUCUCCAUGACUGGUGAGGGCCUGGAGUCCUUAGGGAAGAGGCCUGCAGCUUUGGGCCUCUGGACGGGACAGAGCUUAGGGAGAGAGCUCAAGCCUGCCCCAAGGCAAACCCUCAUUAACAUGUUUCUGGAGCUGGGCCCUUACAGAUUUCCUCAUCCUGGACACUGAAGGGAGUUACACUGAAGUAUUUUCUGUUGUGUCUGGGCUUGCCCCUUCACACACAAACUCCUCUUUUCAGAAAUGGUAGCGCUGCAGAGAAAAAGCAAGUUGGUGAUCUGAGGGCCUCGGAGGCUGCUGUGGGGCACUGUAGGUCCUGGUGAUGACCCUGUAGGGAGAACCACUCCCAGUAACCUUUCUUUGUGUUUUCCAAAGCCCUACACCUGGGCAGAAGAGUCAUCAGGCAGCCAUCAGCACACCUGGAGGUCCUUUGCAUACAAUUUUCAUAGGUGAUAUUCCUCAUUCAAAGCUUUCCAGGACCAGGUCCUUGCUGAACAUUUUUCUGGAGACAAGAAGGAAGAGAGGAGCUGGUGAUGGAAGGGCACAGAGCGGAGAUGGCCCAAGCUGUAUGCAGGACCCCUGCCCACUCCAUCUCCUGCAGCUGCACGACGGUCAUCGGAAGGGCUAUGACUGGGCAGGGAGGCCCUGUCACCUCUCCUCCCUGGGGUCCCUCCUCUGCUGCACAGCACCAGCACAGAGAACUGACCUGGGCGGGGAGGCAGCGGGCGUCUCCAUCAACCACUCCCAGAUGCUGCUCCACCGCCUGCAGGAGCUGCUUCGGCAGGGCAACGCCAGCGACGUGGUCCUGCGUGUGCAGGCUACAGGCACCGACGAGGUUCGAGUCUUCCACAGCCACCGCCUGCUGCUGGGGCUGCACAGCGAGCUGUUCCGCGAGCUGCUGAGCAACCAGAGUGAGGUGGUGCUGCAGGAGCCCCGAGAUUGCGCGGCUGUCUUCGACAAGUUUGUCAGGUACCUGUACUGCGGUGAGCUAACUGUGCUGCUGGCCCAAGCCAUCCCGCUGCACCGGCUGGCCAUCAAGUACGGCGUGGCCCCGCUGCAGCGCGGCGUGGCGGACUACAUGCGCGCGCACCUGGCAGGCGGUGCAGGCCCCGCCGUGGGCUGGUACCAUUACGCGGUAAGUACCGGGGACGAGGCCCUGCGCGAGAGCUGCCUGCAGUUCCUGGCCUGGAACUUGUCUGCUGUGGCGGGUAGCGCCGAGUGGGGCGCUGUGAGCCCCGAGCUGCUGGCGCAGCUGCUGCAGCGCUCAGACCUGGUGCUGCAGGAUGAGCUGGAGCUGUUCCACGCGCUGGAGGCGUGGCUGGGCCGCGCUCGGCCGUCGCCUGCCGUGGCCGAGCGAGCGCUGCGCGCCAUCCGGUACCCGAUGAUCCCGCCAGCACAGCUGUUCCAGCUGCAGGCGCGCUCUGCCGCCCUGGCGCGCCACGGCCCCGCGGUGGCCGACCUCCUGCUUCAGGCCUAUCAGUUCCACGCCGCCUCGCCGCUGCACUACGCCAAGUUCUUCGACGUCAACGGCAGCGCUUUCCUUCCCCGCAACUACCUCGCGCCCGCCUGGGGUGCUCCUUGGGUCAUCAACAACCCAGCCCGCGAUGACCGUAGCACCAGCUUUCAGACGCAGUUGGGACCGAGCGGCCACGACGCGGGCCGCCGGGUCACUUGGAACGUGCUCUUCUCGCCGCGCUGGCUGCCCGUCAGCCUGCGGCCAGUCUACGCCGACGCCGCGGGCACCGCCCUGCCAGCCGCGCGCCCCGAGGACGGACGGCCGCGUCUAGUGGUUACUCCGGCCAGCAGCGGUGGCGACGCUGCAGGAGUGAGCUUCCAGAAGACCGUGCUAGUGGGAGCCCGCCAGCAAGGCCGGCUCCUGGUCCGCCACGCCUACAGCUUCCACCAGAGCAGCGAGGAGGUCGGCGACUUCCUGGCGCACGCAGACCUGCAGCGGCGCAACUCUGAGUACCUGGUGGAGAACGCGCUGCAUCUACACCUCAUAGUCAAGCCCGUCUACCACACCCUCAUCCGGACGCCCAAGUAGAUCGGAUUGAAAAAGACUGGCCUAGGAGAUGCCAAGGUCUGGGAAGGAUGAGGCAUGUGUGCAGGGGACUGUGAGCCCGGUCCCUGUGUGGGCUGGCACUGGCUGGUUGGGGCUAGGGUGGGUGCUAGGUGAGUGGCAGUAGACCAGAUGCCUGGAUUCUGGAACUCAUUCCACAGCCAACUUUGAAGGCAACAUUUUUGGAUCUGAAUAAAUAGAUACUCAGA